Molecule: messenger RNA, 4465 nt
Organism: Kickxella alabastrina
Lineage: Eukaryota; Fungi; Kickxellomycota; Kickxellomycetes; Kickxellales; Kickxellaceae
Exons: 1
Coding region: 167-4390 (1407 amino acids)
Cellular component (GO): membrane
Molecular function (GO): P-type transmembrane transporter activity; ATP binding; ATP hydrolysis activity
Source: RefSeq, a predicted model, not a curated record
AACGGCCGCCUUGCAGCCACUCUACUGCCCAACAUUUCUGCCCUUUCUUCAACGCAUUAUUGUUGUUUUUUAUUCUUUUAACUUUUUAUCCAUUUCUCUUCUUCCCAACAGCCUUCCAUCUUGAUAUAUUUUUACAACCUAAUAUUUUUUGAUUUUUUUGAGUAAAAUGCAGCUAAAGUGGUCCGUACCAGUCGUACUGGGCCUCUUUGCGCGCGCGGUGCUGGGAACACAGCUUUGGCACCAAGUGAACCGCUACGACGCCGAUGGAAACGAGUGCAGGCUGCGCGGGAUAUCCGGCAUGGCAUGCAGCCAGCUGUGCGUGCAGAGCCUUGGCAGCUGUCCGCAGCCACUUCGGCCAGAGUGUCCGCUGAGCCAGAAGUUCUGUGCUGACGGUAAUUGUCAUGACGAAUGUACGGCCGAAAUCCAAGCAAACAACCCCUGUCAUUGCUUGCGCUCGGGCAAGGAUCUCCCUGGGCAGGCUACUGGCUUGAUUCCGUGUUUGGGAUCUCCCAAGGUGACAAUUCAAGAGUUCCAUCCUUGGAACUCCAAAGUCGACAUUCGCGAGGCGUGCGGCAACGCUGUGGGAAUAUCCAAUCAGAGCUCGUCGGUUGCUGUUUGGGGCAGCGGGUGGGUUGGCGGUGUUGUUGAGGCAGUGUGGGCGGAGUGUCCCCCGGCACCCGCACCAAGCUACAAGUUCAAUGAGAGCUACUGGCUGGCCACAUUUGCAGUCAACGGUGCGCUGGCACUGAUGAUCGCCGUGUGGGCAAUGUACAAAGUGUGGGCCGAACGGCUGGUGCGCUCAACGAAAUACAAGCUGAGUUCUAGCAUCAUGAACGGCGAGAAGAAGCUGGCGCCAUUUCUCAAAAAACCUGCGACAAUUGCCGAGAAUGUCAGCAUCGUGGCAGGACAGAUGUCGUCGUUUGCGAGCACGGCCGACAGCGAGAUCCAGCUGUAUGGGUAUUGUAGUAGCAUCUACGGCACAGCGUGUCUGUGGGGAAUUGCCGCAGUCACUGUGCUGUGGAUCUGCUUCCUCGGAGUGUGGACCGCCGACUACUAUGGCGCACUACCUGGCGCACGCAGGGGCGUGGCCUACAGCCUGGCCCUGGAGAGCAGCUUUCUUGAACUGCAGUCGUUUUUGGUCCUCUGGGGAAUUUGCUUCAUGAUCCUCAUUGCGCUAUACGUGCUGAAGCCGCAAUUGCGAAACUACUUCCGAGUGCAGACCCUGCCUGUGCAAGGCCAGUUUGUGUGCACCGAGCGCGCGGUAAGUGAGAUCAAGAUGCUCUCAGACCAUGCGUCGUGGGUGCAGCGGAAAAUAAACCGCGCAACAAAGGCUCUGGUAGUGGCCCUGAGCCGCGACCGCGAGUACACAACUUGCCGCGUGCAGAGCACCACGCAGGGCCGGCAGUUUUUUACGUACCAGUGCACGCGCUACGUCUAUGAUUUAGAGCUUCAGCAGUUUGUGCCUUUCGAGUUUGACCUGGGCACCAGCCAUUGCGAGCUGCUCGCGCAAAUCAAUGGAUUAAGUGUCGAUGAGGCAGCGUUCCGUCUGGAGCUAGUCGGGCCAAACUUUAUUGAGGUGUGCGUGCCAGGACUUUUCGCGUCAUUUGCGCGCGAAUUCGUAUCGUUCUUCUACAUCUACCAGUUUAUUUUCCUGUGGGCGUUUUACUUUUAUGCCUACUACCAAGUCGGGCUGGUCAAUACGGGCGUCAUCCUGCUGUCGGCGGGCAUCAAGGUGGGCCUGCGCAUGCAGUCUGAGCGCCGGCUCAAGCGUAUGGCCGAGCAGGCGGAGGACGUCGCCGUGCUGCGUAACGGCAGCUGGGUACGUAUGUCGACAACCGAUCUGGUGCCUGGUGAUGUCAUCAAGAUGGCUGCCGGCGCGCACAUGUCUUGCGACUGCAUUCUUUUGUCUGGAUCUGCCGUCAUGGACGAGUCGUCGCUGACGGGAGAGCCCCUACCCGUGCGCAAGUUUGCUCUGCAGGCGGGUGAUGGCCACUACGACUCGGUCAGUGGCAAGGCGUCAACAGUAUUUGCUGGGACCACCACCGCGCAAGUGCAAGGCGAGCGCGUUCUGGCAUUGGUCUGGCGCACAGGCACGGCAUCCGACAAGGGCCAACUUGUGCGACAGAUUCUAUUCCCGAGCCCAAUGUCAUUUAUCUUCAACGAGCAGAUGCGCAUUGUCGUUGCCAUCCUGAUUGUCUAUGCCAUCUUUGUCAUGGCCAUGGCCACGUAUUUGUACCAGGGCAACAGCGUAGCCAUUGCCUUUUUUGGAGUUUUUGCUAUUGCCCAGCUGCUUUCCCCACUUCUGCCCGCCGCCAUGGUUAUUGGCCAGUCGGUGGCUGCCGCGCGCCUGCGUCGGAAGCACAUUUAUUGCAUCGACCCUCAGCGCAUCAUGGUUGCAGGCAAGGUCCAGAUCAUUGCAUUCGACAAGACCGGCACAAUGACACGCGAGUUCCUCAACUUUUACGGCGUCCGCACUGCGCGGGCUGCCACGUUUGACAGCUUCAAUGGCGACUUGCCCUCGGUAGACGUGCUAUUCCAGAUGGGUGUUGCGAGCUGUCAUGCAGUAACCGACCUCAAUGGUCAGCUCAUUGGCAAUCCGGUCGACAUCGAGCAGUUUAAGGCGUCGGGAUGGUCAUUGGACCAACAGCCCAAGUAUUUGGACAAGAUUGUGCCGCCCGCCAACUCGCUGCUGAGCACCCUGCACGUUGUGCGCCGAUUCGAGUUUGUGCAUACGCGCGCCUCCAUGUCUGUCGUUGCGCAAGAUGAGGGCACCGGCCAGAUCCAUAUUUUCGUCAAGGGCUCGUUCGAGCGCAUUAAGCAGAUCAGCAGCGUCGCAACUGUUCCUGCGGACUACGAUCUUGCGUGCAGCCAGCUGGCGCGUGAAGGGUGUUAUGUCUUGUCUAUUGCGCACAGAAUAUUUGGCGGCACUAUGGACGAGCUCCGCAAUAUGUCGCAGGAGGACAUUGAGUCGGGAUGUGACUUUAUUGGCCUGCUGGUGUUCAAAAACAUGCUCAAGCCAGACAGCGAGCAGGCAAUCAGCGAUCUGAAGGGUGGAUCGACACGCACAAUCAUGAUCACAGGCGACACGGCUCUGACAGGCAUCUACAUUGCGCGACAGUCCGGGAUGAUCCCGCCUAACAGCCGUGUGAUUCUGGGUGAGAGCGCGUCGCCGGCAGGACCCGUGCACUGGACCGAUGUGGAUACGCAGCAGCCAAUAGACGACUUGCCUGCGGCAUUGUGCGCCAUUGGCAGCGAUGGUUUUCCAAGCGCGGAAUUGGCCGUUGGCGGUUCCGCCUUUCAGCACUUGUCUGCAACCAGAAACAUUGACGCGCUGCUGCUGAACAUCCGCGUGUUUGCGCGCAUGCGGCCUGUGGACAAGGUUGAUUGCGUGCAACUGCACAUGCGCCGGGCCAUUACGGCCAUGUGCGGCGACGGCGGCAACGACUGCGGUGCUUUGAGGGCUGCGCACGUCGGCCUGGCUCUGUCCGACGCCGAGGCCUCGAUUGUCUCCCCCUUUUCGACCAGCCAGCGGUCCAUCAUGUCCUGUGUUGAGCUCUUGCGCGAGAGCCGUGCUGGACUGGCGACUUCGUUUGCCAACUUUGCCGCCCUCAUCUGCUAUGGCCAGGUCAUGUCGGGCAUGAUCAAGAUGGCGAGCUUUUACUUCUCGAUCAGUCUGACAGAGAACCUGUGGAUGCUGAUUGAUGGUGCCAUUUCUACGGCCCUGGCCCUGACCGUCUCCAUGUCAGGCCCGGCAAAACGGCUGGCUGCCUACCGCCCGACCGCGCGCAUCCUUGGUCCGCAGAUGCUGGCGGCUGUUGGUGGUACCGUGUUGAUUAACUGGAUUUUCUCCGCCUUGUCCUACGUGUGGCUGUUUUCUCAGCCUUGGUUCCGGUGCAACGAGCAUGCAACGGCCGAGAUUGAUCUGACUAAGUGGUGGUUGCUGGGUGACAACUAUGAGUCGUCCAUCCUGUCCUUUGUGUCCACGUUCCAGUUUAUCAACAACGGGUUCAUCGUCAAUUACGGGUAUUUGCAUCGUGCCGCUUGGUACAGGAACUACGCACUGCUAACUGUCUGGGGUUUCCUCAUGGCGUUUGUGUCGUACAUGCUUCUGGCCGACCCCAACCGCGUGGGCUGCGCGUUCCGGCUGAACUGCGGCACAUCCAGCGUUCUCGAGUCCAUCGGAUAUACAACGCCGACGUGGCAGAUUGAAGACUAUAACAAUGCGUUGGGCCAUAAUGUCAUUCCUCUCGCUAGUCGGUACAAGCUUUGGGUGUAUUGCUUGGGCAACAUGGCGGUAACUAGCCUUUGGCAGCUGGCUGUGGUCAAUGGGCCUGUGCGCAAGUGGCUGCGUCGCAACCGGCCCCUGCGCCGGCUCAAGGUCAAGCUUUAGAUGAUAAUUCUCAAUUUUAACUUUAAUCUCUUACGUCUCGUAUUAACUCGAUUAUGCCCGAACGGACUGCGUAUU